AGUAAAUUUAUUCUUAUAUCAAACAUUUCAGAGGUUGGAACACAUGGAGUAAUUUGGCGGUCUCCGUAGAAAUCCUGCUGCUCUAUCUCUGACACGCUCUCUUUUUCUCCCUCUACCAUCUCCUGUCCACAAUUCAAUCCUUUCAUCUCCCUUUCUUCUUAGUAUUCUUUUGUUUACCUCUUGUUCUCUCUCUAAUCAAUCCCUAUUUAUAAUUUAUAAUAUAAUAUACUAAAAUCAUAUUCUUUCAUCACAAAUCCCUGUUCUUGUGACCAAUUUUCUGCACAGUUGAAACACUACUAGUGCACAACCAUGCCUGUAAUAACUUCUACAAGAAACACAAAACCCAGAAACCAAAAGCAACAGAACACCCCCAAAGCCAUCUCCGAAACUGACCCCAUGUAUUCAAAAUCAACCAUUUCUUCUAUCCUCCUAACACCCUUUUCACCCACCAGUAAAAAGAAGAACAAGUUCACAUCACUUAGGGGACUUGGUUGCAGGGCAACAUCUCCACAAGUCUCUGUGCCUGAUACAAUUAAGACUUCAGCUGAUUGGGAAUCCAAGAAAGUCAAGAAUAAGAUGAAGAAAAGCAAGAAAAACAAGACCCUCAAUCUGAAUUUUGUUGGUGGAGAAGGAAAUAACUUUUCCACCCAGAACAGUUGUUGUAAUAACUCCUCAUGUUUAUCUGCUCCAGAUGAUGUUUGGUGCGGAUUAACUGCUGAUGCUGCUUCUGUUGAUUGUGUUGUUUCAACUAGGCCACUUUCUGGUAGAGCCAGACUUCAUAUUACCCCCAGGGAGCGAUCUUCAUGUCCUGUGCGAAGAAUGGUGAGCCCAGAAGACGAUCCUUUUCUUGAUAUUGAGGAAAUGCCACACUCCCGAGCAGACUGGUUUGGGUUUAGGUAUCAUCGCCAUUCUCACUAUGGUUUUCCUGAAGGACUUACGGAGAUUGUGAUGCUUCAGAAUAGUCUUAUGGGAGGAAGAACAGAGGGUCUUGAUCGAUACCGAAGCUGGAGACUUAAUGUGGAUAACAUGUCAUAUGAGGAACUGCUGGAACUUGGUGAUAGAAUUGGAUAUGUGAGUACAGGAUUGAAAGAAGAUGAGAUAACUCAAUGUGUCAGGAGAACCAAGCCCUUCUUUUUGAAUACUUUAUCGCAUUUGCGCACAGAACUGGAAAAAAAGUGUAGCAUCUGUCAGGAGGAAUAUGAGGCUGAGGAUGAAACGGGCAAGCUAGGUUGUGGACACUUCUAUCAUAUCCAUUGCAUAAAACAGUGGCUUAUGCACAAAAAUAGUUGUCCGCUUUGUAAAUCUGCUGCCGUGUCUGAUAGCUAAACUUUCGAAGAAUUUUCAACCUCGUGAACCUGUUGAUUUCGUAUUCCUUUUGUAUAGCUUUUAUGCAUGCAAGAAAAUUCUUUUAUGUGGUUCUUUUGCAAGUGCUUUGCGAAGAUUAUGGCUCUUUUGUUUGGAUAGCAGUCCAAUAUGGGACUGCUUGAAACAAAGUGGUUCGCAUUCUUCUGGUUGUCUUUUAAUUACAAUGCUUCAAUGGUACAAAACUCUUGCCAUA
Molecule: messenger RNA, 1558 nt
Organism: Lycium ferocissimum
Lineage: Eukaryota; Viridiplantae; Streptophyta; Magnoliopsida; Solanales; Solanaceae
Exons: 5
Coding region: 310-1326 (338 amino acids)
Molecular function (GO): ubiquitin protein ligase activity; zinc ion binding
Source: RefSeq, a predicted model, not a curated record